Molecule: messenger RNA, 2949 nt
Organism: Eimeria acervulina
Lineage: Eukaryota; Apicomplexa; Conoidasida; Eucoccidiorida; Eimeriidae
Exons: 1
Coding region: 1-2949 (982 amino acids)
Source: RefSeq, a predicted model, not a curated record
AUGCAGGCAUUGCUGGAGAGGCAGCGUCAGAAACAUCGAAUUGCAGCUGCGGUGGGAGGCUCUCUGCUGCAGCGAACACAGCAGCAGCAACAACAGCAGCAAAGCGUCAUGCAGCGGUGGCAGUGGGGCGAAACCUAUGCGCAGCUUAGACAGCAAGAGCAGAACCUGAACUUCUCUAUCUUCGAGCUUCUCUCAUAUCACAAACUCCUAAACCCCCUCUGUUGCACUUCUGCAGCACCAGCAGCAGAAGCCCCAGCAGAGGCAGCAGCCGAUGAUGGGGAAAAGACAGCAGCAGGAGCCGCAGCAGAUGCAGGAACGGAUGAUACAGCAGCACAAGCAGCAGCCAACAUAGACGUAGCAUCGAAUGGUGCUGCAACAGAAACGCUAGAAGAAGCAACAAAACAAGAGGAGGCAGCACAUUCAGAAGCAGCAGCAACAGACGCAGCAGCAGCAAAAGCCCCAGCAGAAGCAGCAGCAGCAACCGGCGUUUCACUUCAUUCAAAAAGCAGUAGCCCCACCCCCCCUCCGUGUUUUGCUGCUGCUCAGCCAUUUGGACGUUUUGCCGGUUUGCUGCGUAGCACAUCUCAGCUGCUGCAGCUGCUGCAGCACUCAGCAAAGGGGGGGGCUGCUUCCGUCACCUGUUCAGAAGAGGAGCAGCACCCCGAAGCAGAAAGCUGCUGCAGCACUGAAAGACCCCAGCAGCAUCAGCAGCAACAGCAGCAGCAGCCCUUCCUCAUGGCAAGCUGUUUGUUUCAAUCAGCAGCAGCAGCUCUAAAGCAGGAGGCAGCAGCAUUAGAGCAACGCGGCGAGGCAGCAGCAGCAGAGACAGCAGCUGCGCUUUCCGCCUUGAAAGAUACCAAUCUGCUGCCUCAGCUGAAUGGGCCGCUGCUGCUCCGCAAGCAACAGCAGCAGCAGCAGCAGCAGCAGCUCGCCGGAGAUUCCCACAGUCUAACAGACGCAGAAGAUGAGGUGCUCGGAGGAAGGGCCCCACAGGUGCGUGCAGCAGCAGCAGCAGCAGAAGAACUGGCGGUGGUCCUCCGCAGCAACGCAUGCACAACCCCGGAGAAGCAGCAACAGCAGCAGCAGCAGCAGCAGCAGCAGCAGCAACAGCAACAGUCGCUGCUGCAGCAAUGGCCCAAGCUGCUGGAGGCAUACAGUCAAACGCUGCUGCAGUUAGAAGAAGAGGGAACGAAAUCCCUCAAGGGCUGGCAGCAGCAGUUGCUGCAGCACAGACGCAACCUGUACAAAGCAGCAGCAGCAGUUGUCUGCAGCAACCGCCACAGAAAACCAACAAACACAAACAGUAGCAGCAGCAGCAGCAGUAGCAAUAGCAGCAGCAGCAGCAGCAGCAGCAACAGCAGGAGCAACAGCCAACCUGCAGAGGACAGUACUGAUGCUAGCCGCAUGCGCACUCAGCCGCAAGGCGUUGCAGCGAAGAUGAAGAAGGAAGAAGAAGAGGAGAAAGAGUCAGAGACAGCUCAGCAGACAACAGAGCAACUUAAAUAUGAAAGUCCCGUCCCCUGCCCUCUCGCUUUAAACUCGAAGACGGAGGAAGGGGGGUGUCCAUACACCUCAUCGUCUGUUAGCAGCAGCGGGCUGUCGCUGCCAAGGGAGCAACAGCAGCAAAAGCAAGAGCAGCAGAAACAGCAGCAGAAACAGCAGCAGAAACAGCAGCAGGAACAGAUGCCUGAGCAGCUGCAGGAACGGCAGCACCAGCAAGAGGAUCCGCAUCAGCAGGAACAGCAACAGCAGCAGCAGCAGCAGCAGGAACAGCAGCAACAGCAGCAACAGCAGGAACAGCAGCAACAGCAGGAACAGCAGCAGGAGCAGCAGGAGGAACAGCCACAGGAACAGCAGGAACAGCAGCAGGACCAGCAGCAAGAACAGCAGCAGGAACAGCAGGAGCAAGGAAACUGUGUGGAGUUAGAUUAUUCUCGGGAGGAAGUAUUGGGUGUUCUUGUGACGGUGCGCUGGCUGUGCUCCUCUGACUUGAGUUGCAUGCAGUUUGAGUGUCUGUACAGCCGACUGCAGCGAGCGUUUCCCUUUGCUGAAGAGAAGGUGCUGCGGUGUUUGCUGCGGGCGCAGCAGCAGCUAAACCUCAGCAGCCAGCGGCACUUCACUUGCAUUCGUCUCUGGACAGGGGCGAGGCAGCAGCAGCUGGCUCGUGUGCUGCAGCAGCUAAAUGCUGCUGCGCUGCGCUGCAGGGAAGCAGCAGCCAACUACCGCAGGAAGCAAACUCUGACUGAUAAGCGCAUGCGGCUGCAGCAGCAGCUGCAGCGGCAGAGGCGGAGAAAGGAAGAAGAAAUGCAGCUGCAACAGGCGGCUGAAGAAGCAGCGCGAGAGGCCCAGGUGUCUAGACAGCUCAAAAUGACGUUGAAGGAAAAAGAAAGAAGAGAAAAAGACAAAAAAGACAUCCAUGAAUUUAGGAAACGAAAAGAGCUCGAGGCGCAGCGGCAGCAGCAACAAUUAGCAGCAGCAAAAGAAGCAGCAGCAGAACCCCUGCACAUCAAAUUGCUGCGAGAGGCCCGUGUGGUUCGGCGGCAGGAGCAGCACAAGCUGCGGCUGCUGCGGCAGCAGCAAGAAAGACAGGAACGGCAGCAGCAGGAGGAUCUGCUGCAGCAGCGGCUGAUGGAAGCUGCAGCACGACUGAAGCCAGUGAUAGAGAAAGACCCCUUGCGUCUGUGGCGGCCAACUGCUUCCUCUCACAUCUAUUCCGAGCUAAGGCGACAGCAGCAGCAGCAGCAGCAGCAACAGCAGCAGCAGCUGCAGAGGCUAAGCAGCUUCGGGGUAGAACACUCCUUCAGCAGCGCCGCCCUUAUGAAAGAUAUUCGUUAUAGACUCAGCGAAGCUCUGGCUGCCUGCCACCUCACGUCUUCAGCUGCUGCACAGGAUUUGUUGAUUGAACUAAGUCAAGGAGAGGGAAGAACAAAUAAUAUAUUCCUUGCUUAA